This is a messenger RNA of Columba livia (rock pigeon), 4810 nucleotides long. Its product is annotated as ubiquitin carboxyl-terminal hydrolase CYLD. Gene Ontology annotation, molecular function: cysteine-type deubiquitinase activity; K63-linked deubiquitinase activity. Gene Ontology annotation, biological process: protein K63-linked deubiquitination. Lineage: Eukaryota; Metazoa; Chordata; Aves; Columbiformes; Columbidae. The record is from RefSeq and is a predicted model, not a curated record. Gene Ontology annotation, cellular component: cytosol. The transcript has 16 exons. The coding region runs from base 243 to 2600 and encodes 785 amino acids.
CCCGGAGGCAGCGGGCCGCGCCGGAAGCGCCGGCGUGUGGCGGCGCCACUCUGGGCCGCGCUCCCCCCGCGGCUCUGUGGUAGCGGCCCCUGAGGCGGAAGAGCCGGGGCGGCGGGAAACGAAUUUCAAGCCAGCAGAGUCACAAAACGGCGGCGGCGAGUUGCUCUGGAUGGAAAAUAAGGGAAAUAAAAGGACUGAGCUGCUCGAUUCCUCCUCCCCCAACUCCCAACUUGCGAGUGACGAUGACCAACCUCCCGCCCUCGACGGGGGACGACAACUGCUAUUACAUCCUGACGGAGGAUUGCGCCUACGGCAGCAAGUAUUUUCAAGCCGGGAACAUGUGUUUCUGCAGCGAGAGGAGUUACCUGCGCAACUUCCCCGAUGAUGGGCCCCCGGCUUGCUUCUUAAAAGUCAUCAUGCUGGAUGACGGCUCCACCAUCACGAUCAACGUGGAAAUCCUGCAGCCCGUGCGUGAGGAGGCGGUGGUUUUCCUCCUGGCCGUCGGGAGCCACGACGAGCGCUUGAAUUAUUUCUUGGAGAGGCUGAAUCUCGAGGCGGCUCUGCGUGCCGCACCGGGCCAAAAGGUGAUGGUGGAGGUCGACCGGCAGCAUUUCCCCGGCAUCAUCCGCUACAUUGGAAGCGUUUACAAAAACACCGCGGCCAGCUUGUCUCCGUUCUUCUUUGGGGUGGAGUUACAGGGCGAGGGUGAAAACAGAGGGCACAGCGAUGGGUCUCAUCAUGGCGUUGAGUAUUUCAAGUGUAAGCGGAACUGCGGGGUCUUCCUGCCGUUUAGCAGAGUCCAGUUUAGUCUGGUGCCGGACGAUGGUUUCAUGAAACAGAAGCUGAAAGUGGAUGUGGAGGAGGAGGUUCCCGUGAAAGUGGGAGAUGCAGUUAGUUUCUAUGUUGACGACGUCCUCACAAAAGGAAUCGCGAUGGCCGUUUACAGGGAGGGAACCCAAUGGUUUGUUAAAGUUUGUCCGGAAGAAGAAGGAACAACCGACAUUUUCAGAGAAAUCCCGAUGGACUCUGUUGUGAAGGAAAGCUUGCAAAGUUUAUUUUCACCGUUCGAGUCCGACAUGGGCUUGGGACACCCGAACCAAAUGAAACGAGAUAUAAGCGAGAGCGGCAAGGAGUGUGAGAGCGGAAAUUCAUCCCUGGAGGUGAACUCCAUGGUCCAGAUCACCUUGGACAAGGGAAAUCAGGUGUCAGGAAUCAUCCGCUGGUUGGGCUACCUGCCCCAAAUCCCACACAAAAUGGCAGGAGUCGAACUGGAUGAAGAUAAAGGGGUCACUGCUGGCGAGUGGCUGGGCAAGUAUUAUUUCCACUGCGCUCCGAAGCGCGGCCUCUUCGUGAAGCUGCAGUCCUGCCAGCCCGACGUUCGCUUCCAGUGCUCGCGCCAGAGCGAGCCGAGCCUCGUGGAUUACGGAGGGCAAGAAGUUCUUCCGCAGGUUCCAGACAGUUUCCCUCCCCCCAGGAACGAGGCAGCAGUGCGUGUUCUGCAAGGACGGAUGAAGGGGAUCCAAGGCCACUGCAAUUCCUGCUAUAUGGACGCAACUCUCUUCAGCCUCUUCUCCUGUACGUCCGUGCUGGACUCCAUGCUCUUCAAACCCUUCCCGCUGCGCGACAGAAAUGUCCAGAGCAUCCUGCGCGAUGAGAUCGUUAAUCCCCUCCGAAAGACUGGCUUCGUCAGGGCGAGAAGCGUGAUGCACCUUAGGGAGCAGCUAACAGACAAGGGCCAGUGUUCCAGCUUUACCAACGCUGAGAAAGAUCCUGAGGAGUUCCUCAACCUUAUCAUGCACCAGAUCCUGGGAAUAGAGCCGCUCUUGAGACUGCAGUCCGGAGGCCAGAAGGAGCAGGACUGUUACUGUUACCAGAUAUUUAUGGACAAACAGGACGAUCUGGUGGUUCCCGACGUGCAGCAGUUGGUGGAACGCUCCUUCCUCUCCUCCGAUCUGAAGCUAGUGGAGAUCCCGUCUUGCUUCAUCAUCCAAAUGCCGCGUUUUGGGAAGGAAUAUAAAAUGUUCAGCAAAAUCAUUCCUUCCUUGGAGCUGGAUAUCACAGAUCUGCUGCUUGACAGUCCCAGGGAGUGCUGCCUGUGUGGCAACGUUGCCACCCUGGAGUGUUUGGAGUGUUUCAAAGACAAAGUGUUUGCAGCUAAGGGCUUGAAGCAGUUCUGCAGCUCCUGCUCCACACAGGUUCACUCCCACUACCAGCGUAAAACGCACAAGCCAACUAAGCUGCACGUCCCAGAAGAAUUUCACAGCCGGAACCCCCGGGGCAGCCAUCAGGUCCCUCGUGAGAAGAUGGAGCUCUUCGCAGUGCUCUGCAUUGAGACAAGUCAUUACGUCUCCUUCGUGAAAUACGGCCCAGAGAACGAACACUGGAUGUUCUUCGACAGCAUGGCUGACAGGCACGGUGAUGAAAACGGUUUCAACAUCCCCACAGUAACACUGUGCCCUGAAGUUGCCAAAUAUCUGGACUCGCCGCUGGCUGUGCUGGCCCUGGAGCAACCGCGGGACAUGGACGGGGUGGCCAAGCGCCUCUUCUGCGACGCCUACAUGUACAUGUACCAGAGCAAGAAGAUGGCGCUUUACAAAUGACGCCGACACCCGCAGAGCAGCCAGAUGGCAGAAAUAUCACCUCGGAUCAAGCAUCAUUGGCAAAAGCAGCCGGAGUCUGAGUGCACCGAGCUUGUGCUUCUGCCUCUUCUUACCUCUUUGAGCGUCUGGUUAUCAUCAAACUAUCCGCAUCGGCCUCUCUGGCUUUGUUAAAUCCUGUACCUGGCCUUAUUGAGCGAUAGUUUGUACUUCUGCAGACCUGGACUCUGAAUUAUUUACACUCAAAAUUCGUUCUCAUUUCCUACUUUUCCCUUUCCGCCCUCCUUCUCUGCUCUACCUCAGAGUCCUCCCCAACAUCCUUUUUUCCCUGCCAACCCUUCCAAAGCUGAGGACCAGCAGCUGAUCAAAAACAUGAGCGGUUUUCCUCAUGUUUGCAAAGAGGACAAGAAAACCACGUCAGAUAUCAUCGCAUGGACUUGUGGAGUGAGAAAACGAGGUGUGAGCUGCACCCAUGGGGUUAAGAGAUGGGUUAGGACCAUGUUUUUUCUUGGUCUCGGUCUGGGUUCCAUCCCUGACCCAGCACUAAUACUGUGGCACUUUUACCCACCAUCCCUCAUUUUCAACCAUGCGAUGAAUUGGAUGUUUUAAGCUGCAACUAUGCUUUAAAAAUACAUAUUUUUAUAAGAACCAAACUGGAAAAAAGAUGGAGCAGAGGAACAGCAUAUGAGCUCAUUACACUCUCCUCUUUUUUCUGGCAAAUUCUCCACUAUUGCUACACAAUUGUGUUUUAACCUCGGUUUUAGCGUCCCAUCUUGCAUCCGCUUCUGACAUCAGCGCCAAAGAUGGGUAACAGAAUUCUAAUGGAAAAAAAAUGAUCACUUUUAGAUUUUAUGCCGUGACUGCAGUCAGGUUUAGGGUCUCUGUGCAGAAACUGGUAUUUAUUAAGUUAAAUAAUGUAAAUUUGCAAACUGGUGGGGGGUUCUCUGCAGUUAAUCACAGUGGGAUGCUGUUAUGAGAGUCACUGCUAUCAACUGGGUUGCCCAAAUACCUUGAGGGACACAUCCAGAUGUGCCACUAUAAUCUCCCUCCUGCUCUUUUUUCCCUAUUUAAUACAAGGUGGGGUAAUUUUAAUACUCAGCCCGUAGCUUCAUAUCACUCCUGUUGGCUUGGGCCACAUGUUACACGUGGUUUAAGAUGUUUUUUUGCUGACAGCAGGGUUGGGAUUCAAGGAAAACAUCCAAAUUUGGGUUUCAACAGCAAGUUGACCACGAGGCAGCAACAUGUCCUGGUGGUAGGGAAGACAAACAAUGUCCUGGGCUGGGUUUAAAGUGGUGGCAGGAGGGGAUCAACACUGGUAAGGUCACACCUGAAGAACUGGAUCCAGUUUGGAGCUCCUCAGUACAAAAGAGAUGAAGAAAGUCCAACAAAGGACCAUGAAGAUGAUGAAGGAGCUGGAGCAUCUCUCGUAUGAGGAAAAGCUGAGGAGUCUCCAGCCUGGAGAGAAGGCUCAGGAGGAUCUAGAAAUAACUCAAGGGAAAGUGCAAAGAAGACAUCCAGACCUGGGCACAAACCGAAACCCAGGAGGUUCCUUCUGAACAUCAAGAAGAAACGUCCUCACCAUGAGGGUGACAAGCCCUGGCACAAAUUACCCAGAGAGGUGAUGGAGUCUCCACCCUUGGAGAGCCUCAAAAAUGGACAAAGAACCAACGGUUGAAAAGUUGGGCGAGAGGGAGAUGUAGCGACAGAUUUACCCCGCGAACGAAUGGACUUUGAGCUCUGCCCAAUCCCCUGUGGCCGCAGAAGGUGCUGCUGUCUCCUCGUGUUUCCUCAUCUACUUAAAAAGUUCUUCAUUCCUUCUCAGAACUCAGGACAAUCUCUACUCAGGUACGCUGUGGGGAUUGGGCUCGUCUGGUUAUUAUGCUCUCAAUUAUAUAUAUAUAUUUUUAAUUAACAAACCGCUCUUGGUUUUCCUGGAGUUUUUUCCUCUCUUAAAAUGCCAAGUGUGAUGUAGCACCUGGAGCUGGAGCAUCACAACCAGGAGCUCCAGCCUGUUGUUAAAAUAAUGACCAUCAGGCCUUGUUGGUCCUGGGAGGCUCAAUUCCUGCUCUGUAUAUUUUACAAGCUUGGGGGAAAGGAUUUAUUUUCUCCCUGUAACGAAUUUGGGCCAGAUUUGAGAAAACAGCCACAUCUCAGAACUUUAUUCAGCCCUAAACCAUGAAGUGAAGGAUGUUGAAUUAAAUGCUGAAGCUGAA